AUGCAGCAGAAUCAGAAGUCCGAAACUUCGAUGAAGCUCAAGCGGCUUGUGGAGCAGGGCUUGCAAGAACACCUCGCAGCUAAUGCUGCAAGAGGCGUACAGACACUCCGAGAAAGGAUUGCGGCGAUGGUGCACUCUCAGAUGUUCGAGUAUGCAGCGGGAUUCGUCAUCCUCGCCAACCUAGUUGUCAUCGGGAUAGAGGCUCAGCUUUCGCUCGACAUGGACUCGGAAUUUCCGGACUUAUCCUGGCCUUGGUGGAUGGAGAGAAUAUUUCUGCUGACUUAUUGUCUGGAGAUCUUUCUGAGAAUCGUCGCUGGUGGUCGCGCUGUGUGUCGGGACGUCUGGUUCCUAAUGGAUCUUGCCCUCGUCCUGGCCGGCUGGACGGCUCUCUUGUUCCUGCCGCUGGCAGGUGUCGAUGCGCUGGCCGCCGAAAAACUGCUGAUCGUCCGCGGGCUUCGCCUGCUGCGUUUGGUGAGGGCUCUGCGAAUGAUCAACCACUUCAAGGUGAUCUGGCGACUGGUUUAUGGUCUCUUGACGGCCGGGCAGACAAUCAUUUCAACAACCGCGCUGAUCUUGAUCAGCUUAUUUGUGUGUUCCUGCGUUGCGGUGGAGCUCAUUGGCAAAGAUCGCGAUUUGCUGGAAGAUUCAGUCACGGGCCCGAUCGUGCAGACGUAUUUCCGUGGCAUCGACAAGUCCCUCAUAACGUUGAUACAAUUUGUUACCCUCGAUUCCGUUGCCAGCAUUUAUUUCCCAUUGAUAAUGCUGAAGCCAUAUCUCAGCGUGUUCUUCCUGGGUCUGAUCGUAGUUAUCUCCAUCGGUCUCAUGAACCUCGUGACGGCUGCUGUAUUGGAGAAUGCAAUGCAAGCAGCUGUCCAAGAUGCUGAAGCAGAGAAAAGUGCCAUGCUAAACACUGUCAAGGAUGCCAUUCCGGAGCUGUUGAAGAUCUUUCAAAGUAUCGACAAGGACAACAGCGGCAUCUUGACGCACGAUGAGGUUAUGACUGUAGAAGUUGAUAUUCUGCCGAAGAAAUUCCUCCAGACGGUGCAUGUGAACAGCAUGCUGGAGCUCUUUGACUACCUCGACGUGGAUCAAACUGGAGAGUUGACGAGAGAGGAGUUUAUCGAGGGUCUUCUUGAUCUUUGCCUGCGAGACAUGCCUUUGCACAUGGUGCAAAUGCUGAAGCUCCUCCACCUGAUCUUGGGGAUGUCAAAGAAGAUUGACAUACACCUUGAAGCCCUGCGCUCCCGGCAGCAAACUGUCGUUUUGCCAUCCGCCAUCUAG
Symbiodinium sp. CCMP2456 is the source of this 1281-nucleotide messenger RNA. The record is from the annotation of a GenBank genome assembly. NCBI's taxonomy places the organism in Eukaryota, Dinophyceae, Suessiales, Symbiodiniaceae.